GUCACAACUCACAAACACCCUCUAAAUCAAAUCAUAGGGCCGGAACACUCUUGCUUAAAAACCCCAUAAAAGAAUAUUUCCCUGAGCUUCAAACCCAAGCAGGCCAGUUGCAGGACGAAGACGAAGAGAAGAUAUGCCUCUCAAAACGUCGGACGCCACCGUAGGAACCUUCGACGGGGAGUUUGACAAGUUCGUAGCGGUAGCGCCCAACAACAAGGCCAAUUUCAUCCUCUUCUUGGCCGACGUUGAUCCCGCGACCAAACUCAGUUGGUGCCCUGAUUGCGUGAGAGCCGAACCGGUGAUAUACAAAAAGCUGGAAGAGUUUUCCGGCGAUGUCGCGUUGCUUAGGGCUUAUGUUGGAGAUAGACCUACAUGGAGGAAUCCACAGCACCCAUGGAGGGUAGACCCCAAGUUCCAACUGAAAGGGGUCCCCACGUUGAUCCUCUGGGAAGGCGAUGAAGGCAAGCGCCGCCGUCUUGAAGACCAUGAAGCACAUCUUGAGGACAAGAUUGCUGAUCUUCUUGGUUAAGUGUGGCCUUUAUUUUGCUUGUUUGUUCCAAGUAUAAUAAUCAUAGCUCUGGUUCAGACAUAAAGAACCAAACCUUUAAUUAAAGAACAGUGGAAUAAUUGCUACUCAAUAGCAAAAACCUUUUAAAUAGGGUGGAUUGGGAUUUUACAAGGAGAGCUAAUUGGGCUAAUACCCCGCAAGAUGUUUGUCUGAAGAAUUUAUGUUUAUUCGAACUGAGUUUGAAGCCUGGGGUU
Messenger RNA from Cuscuta campestris, 762 nucleotides. The record is from the annotation of a GenBank genome assembly. NCBI's taxonomy places the organism in Eukaryota, Viridiplantae, Streptophyta, Magnoliopsida, Solanales, Convolvulaceae.